Messenger RNA from Sphaeramia orbicularis (orbiculate cardinalfish), 1975 nucleotides. It is a transcript of the gene cfap126, whose product is annotated as cilia and flagella associated protein 126. Gene Ontology annotation, cellular component: ciliary basal body. The transcript is spliced from 5 exons. Gene Ontology annotation, biological process: cilium organization. Lineage: Eukaryota; Metazoa; Chordata; Actinopteri; Kurtiformes; Apogonidae. The coding region runs from base 1 to 675 and encodes 224 amino acids. The record is from RefSeq and is a predicted model, not a curated record.
AUGUCGUCCGGUUACUCUGCAAACCAGUAUGACAGUGCAUUCAAGUCGCAGAGGCUGCAGAACUGGUGUGUGUCUAAACCCUUCAAAGAGAGACCCACUGCACAUGAGGGUCACACAGCCUUCAUUGCCAAUGAUAGAGGUCAUUUGCUCCCUGGAGUGGUCAAGAAGGGCAGUGCUUGGCCAGACUUUAAAGGGACCUGGGAUCUACCAGCUCGUAUCCCAGCCCACCGCAUCUGCCCCACAGCCCGCUCAGUGGAGGGUCUCAACAGACUCAAAUCCUGGGGUUUUGACACUGGCAGUUCUGAGCCACAGAGGGGCAGCAAAAACACAGACAAGGACCAGGAUGCUGGCCAUCAGCAGGAUGGUGCUGGUCAGUCCUCUUUGACCCCGCCUGCAAUUGAAGUUCUGCCAGAAACUCAGGACCGUCCCCCCACUGGAGGCCAGAGAAACUCAACCCAGGACUCCAAAGCAGUAGUACAUGGAUCUGUCUCUGAGACUGCUGAAGGCAUAAAACCUGCUGAGGCUACUGGUGAAGACAGACCACUGAGCCAGCUCUCCACAGCUAAAGAGAAGCCAGUUUCAAGGCCUGCUACAAGAGAAGGAACCAGCAGUAGAUCUGGUACUGGCAAGAGGAGACCAAUGAGUAAUAUGUCACAGAAAGAAGUGAACCCAUGAGCUCAAAUAUUAUCUGAACAGAGACAAAAACAAGAAGACCAACACGAGUAAUCCAGUCAAAUUUGAAUUUUCCAUGCAACUAGUAAUUAAGUAAAUGUACUAGGUGGGGCCACAGCAACAUGUCUUUCAGUCAACAAUUGUUAUAAAUGUCCGUCUCUCACAAUAGUCGGGCCUAUUGUCUUGGAAAAAUACAGCACAACUGCAACACAGGAAGCCCUGUUACCAGCACAAAUGACUCAAUGUAUUUAGUAAAAAUCACAUGAAUUUCAGUCACUCCUUAACAGACACAAGAACACUUAGCAUUGUGUGAACACAGCAAUUUUAUUCAUACAAAUAUAUUCAACACAAGGAAUUGUGUGCAUACUGCUGAUAUUCUGGAGAAUCGCUUCAUUAUGAAGGAUUUUUUUAAAGGACAGAGCUUAAUCAAACAUUCAAUAGGUUUGCACAGUUUCAUUGAACAGACAUUAAUGAAACUAUUUCUAAGGCACAGAAAUCACAUGCUUUAAUCUCAAAGCAAGGUUCAGCAGAUCAAACCAGAUACUCAGACUCAGAACAUUUAUCUGAAAAGUAAUUUCACAUGUAGGCUUAGUGUGUAGUAGGAAAACGCUCAUAGCCGACCAAAUAUUAGUCAAGGAGUAGAUCUGUAGUCAACAAAGUCCUGUUUGGUUGGUUGGUUGCAGGCAAACAAAACUCCACAGGAAACAACACUCAUUCAGUCAUCCACGGACAUGAUCGUUUACAUGACCUAUUAUCUAAUUCCCCAAGAAAGUGAAGUGCAAAAACCUCAAAUAUGGCUUAUUAUUCAAAAUGCGUUACCUAAUGUUAAUGACUUAACAUGGCUGCCAGCUCCAAUUCAAUAACACAGAUACAUAUGGACCAUUAGGCUCAUGGAAACUGAGGAAAUUAAAUUAUCUUAGUUACUGUUUAACCUAAUGUCCAUUUCUCUCUGUAAACACAUUCAUGGUGAUGUAAAUGACAGAACUGAGAUUGAAAUAAAUUAACAAAAUGUUCAGACAUUCAGAGACAUUACUAUUUCUGCUGCUUCCUCUAUAAAAGUAACAUUUCAAACAUUUUUAUUAAUGUUUCUUUUAUUUCUCUGUGAUGUAACACAGAGUUAACAUUGUUUCACAGGCUUGGAACUCAAAUAUAUUUCUUAUCCUCAUAAAAAGAUAUAUUUGAACUUCAUUCAUUCAUUCAUCUCCUGAACCCGCUUUAUCCGCACUAGGGUCACAGGGUGUGCUGGAGCCCAUUCCGGCUACCUAUGGGCAAAGGCGGGGUACACCCUGGACGAGUCGCCAGU